AUGGGCGCUGCAACUUCAUCUACCUUCACGGGGCUUGUCUUCCCCCAGCCCCGCCUCGGCCUAGCGCUCCCAGCCUCCGCACAAACCAGGGCUGUGUGGCGGGUGGCCGUUCUGGGACUGGCUGCCGCCGCCGCGCUGACCGCAGCCGCCUGGAGCACAAGAGGCUGGCGUUGGCGUUGGCGGCGGCAGAGGCAGCGGCAGCGGCUGCAGCAGGUGGGCACCGUGGCUCAACUCUGGAUCUACCCCAUCAAGUCCUGCAAGGGGGUGCCUGUGAACGAGGCAGAAUGCACGACGAUGGGGCUGCGCAGCGGACACCUGAGGGACAGGUUUUGGCUCAUCAUAAAAGAAGAUGGGAACAUGGUCACUGCUCGACAGGAGCCCCGCCUGGUGCUGAUUUCCCUAACCUGUGAAAAUGACUCCUUGACCCUCAGUGCAGCCUAUACUCAGGACCUGAUUCUGCCCGUCAAAGCCCCCACCUCCAAUGUGGUACGCAAGUGCAGAAUUCGUGGCUUGGAUAUUGAAGGAAGGGAUUGUGGCGAUGAGGCAGCCCAAUGGAUUACCAGCUUUCUGAAGACACAGCCCUAUCGGCUGGUGCAUUUUGAACCUCACAUGCAGCCAAGAAAUUCCAAACAAAUAGAGGCUGCUUUCCGGUCUAUAGAUAAGGUGGCUUAUCCUGAUGCCAGCCCUUUCUUGAUUAUCUCUGAGGCAUCCUUGGCAGAUCUCAAUUCCAGGCUUGAGAAGAAAGUUAAAGCAAACAACUUCCGACCAAAUAUAGUGAUUUCAGGAUGUGGAGUUUUUGAGGAGGAUUCUUGGAAUGAAAUUCUCAUUGGUGAUGUGGAAAUGAAAAGGAUAAUGGCUUGCGGCCGGUGCAUUUUGACAACGGUAGAUACAGACACUGGCAUCAUGAAUAGGAAGGAGCCCCUGGAAACCCUCAGGAGUUAUCGGCAAUGUGAUCCUUCAGACCAAAAGGUGUAUGGCAAGGCACCUCUCUUUGGACAGUAUUUUGUCUUAGAAGAUCCAGGAACUAUCAAAGUGGGAGAUCCAGUGUACCUCUUGGACCAGUAACAGUAGCAUUAUUUUCUUGGGUGGCAGAUCCCUUUUGUGUUCUUGCUGGGAAAUAACUACUUUUAAGCACAGUUUUUGGCAAUGAAUAGCCUUAUAAUCUCUUCUGAUCUAAAUGUUCCAAGUUUUUCAUCUCUAAGGCUUCCUUGUAUCUUCCAGUGUCCCAGAACACCAAGAGAAGAAAUGAGCCCUUCAUAACACCACUAGAACUUCUGAGAGUCACCUAAAUGAUAAGGCAGACUUUGGAUAGUUCCCAUUUUUAAUAGGGAGUAUUAGGGUGGGUGAAUAAGGGUGGGCAAUGGGCAAGGAAAACACUCAUUUAAGACUGUUGAGGAAUGGAGAAUGAGAUGUAAUGAUCUCUUCUUUCUUGCUCUACCUUUGCAUCACUACUACCCUUGGGGGAGAGAGGAAAAGGAAAAAGAAAAGGCAGUAAGGUAAAAAGAACAGACAAUACUUUGGAGAGUGCCUUUUAUUGUUGUUCAUUCACUUUUAGUUGUGUCUGACUCUUUGUGAUGCCUUUUGGGGUUUUCUUGGCAAAGAUACUGGAGUGGUUUGCCAUUUUCUUUUCUAGUUAAUUUUAAAGAUGAGGAAACUGAGCCAGAUGGGGUCAAGUGACUUAAGUCCUACAGUUAGUAAAUGUCUAAGACCAGAUUUGAACUCAGGAAGAUGAACCUUCCUGACUUCAUGUCUAGCACUAUAUAUCCACUGUACCACCAGUGAGCUUACAUCUCUAUUUGAGAGAAGUUGAAUAACAAUUAAAUCAUACCUUAAAGAGAUACUGGAAUUCUUUCUUAUUUCUUUUGGAGAGCCAAUGUAACAUGGUAGAGUAGUGGACUCGUACUCAAGAAAAUUGAGUUCGUAUUCUAAUUUGACACGUAUCUAUGUAACCAUGAGUAAAUCAAUGAAUCUUUCUGAGCCUCAGUUUCCCUCUUAUAAAAUGAGAAUAGUAAUGUCUAGAGGAAAUUGUUUUGAGGAUCAAAUGGGAUAAUAUAUAUAAGGCACUUUGGAAAGCUUAAAGUGCUUUGUAAAUGUUUGUUAUUAUUAUCUUAUUCUAUGAUCUGGGGCUUUAAAAAAAAGUACAAAUUUGCUGUUCCUAAAUGGGCUUGGCACAACUGGUUUCUUAGAUGGGAUUGGUUAGGGUCUAAAUGAUGUUUCCUUGCCCCAGAUCCUGCCAUCUCUGUGCUAGCAUCAGCAUGACAGUCAGAUAAAAGUCACCAGCUAUCAAAUUGUGAUGAAAUUGAGGACAAACUAGCAGGUGUGUUUAAGUAUAAAACUAAAACAAAUGUUAACCCAUACCUUGUGUCUUAGAAUUGAUACUAUUGGUUCUAAAGCAGAAGAGCAGUAAGGGUGAGGCAGUUGGGAUCAAGUGACUUACCUAGGGUCACACAGUUAGAAAGAGUCUGAGGUCAGAUUUAAACUCAGGACCUCCUACCUCCAAGUCUGGCUUUCUAGCUACUGAGCUACCUAGCUAUCAUAUAACUUUAAAUCUUUAACUGUUUUUAAGUUGCAUCAGUGGCUUGGGUAAGGGCCCAGAGAAAUGAAAAUGCCCUCAGAUUUCAUGGACUUGAUAAAUGGUGAACUUUAAGGGACUGGCAGGUGAGCUCAGAAUGUCUAGGGGACUGGAAGAUAGUACAUGUGUGACUUGGUCAUUUUGUCAUUGGAGAAUUGAAAAAGGGAGGAGUGCAUCUCAGGAUCUUACUUUGGGAUGCUGCCUUCCGUGUGCAUGUUAAAUUUCUAUCUAAACCAUUAAAGUCACUCUAAACUGCUGUCACAAGUACCCAGAUAGUCUCUAACCCAAUACCACCAACUCUUUUCUUAAGCCCACCAGUUGUGUAACUGGGGGAGGUCUUGUCACCAGACCUGCAGCUUUAAUCAUCUAAUAUUGAAAGUCUCUGGAGUGUGUGUGUGGGGGGGGCAGAAAUAGAAAUGUGGCAGUGUGAUUUUAAAGUGGCCAACUGCUGAAGCAACUUUUAAAGGAAGCAAGAAGAGAAUCUUGUUUCUAAACAGAGAAAUGUCUUAUUUUUCUACUUAUUAAAUUACUGUUCUUAAAUAUAAUGAAUUCAUUAGAAUUAUCUCUCUUGUAUUCCUCAUUUUAUUUCUUUGUGGCAGGAGCCUGAUUAAAAUGUUUAAAUGUUUUUGAGCUACAAA
This is a messenger RNA of Monodelphis domestica (gray short-tailed opossum), 3210 nucleotides long. RefSeq names its product mitochondrial amidoxime-reducing component 1. The record is from RefSeq and is a predicted model, not a curated record. Gene Ontology annotation, biological process: nitrate metabolic process. Lineage: Eukaryota; Metazoa; Chordata; Mammalia; Didelphimorphia; Didelphidae. Gene Ontology annotation, cellular component: mitochondrial inner membrane. Gene Ontology annotation, molecular function: pyridoxal phosphate binding; molybdenum ion binding; nitrate reductase activity.